GAACUUAUUACAACGUGUCCUCUGCCUGUCUGCAUGAUCUUCUUCUUCAUUUACAUGUUUGUCACCAUUUCCGUUUCCUUUGCAUUUCCUCCUCUUCCUGUUACUGAGAAUCUGGUCUUCAAAUUAUGGAUACUCGGAGCUUAGCUGUAUCGACGAACACCAAUUUCGCCUCCUUUGAUCUCUCUCGGCCUUUCUCUCCUCUCCGAUCGGCUAAACUAUCUCCCCGCUCCAUUCCCAGGGCUUCAGCGUCUAUCUCCACGACGAACAGUGAUUCUUCUCCCUCCGGAAAUGCGAUUAACUCCGAAGCUAUCUCUGUGAAACCAGUUUACGUCCCCACACCACCUAACCGCGAGCUCAGGACUCCUCACAGUGGGUACCAUUUCGAUGGAACAGCGAGGAAGUUCUUCGAGGGAUGGUACUUCAGGGUUUCGAUCCCUGAGAAGAGGGAGAGCUUUUGCUUUAUGUACUCUGUGGAGAAUCCUGCUUUUCGGAAGAGGCUCUCACCGUUGGAGGUUGGUCUGUAUGGACCAAGGUUCACUGGUGUGGGAGCUCAGAUUCUUGGAGCUAAUGAUAAGUAUUUAUGCCAAUACACUGAGGACUCUCACAACUUCUGGGGAGAUAGGCAUGAACUAGUUUUGGGGAAUACUUUCAGUGCCAUGCCAGGCGCAAGGUCCCCAGACAAGGAGGUUCCACCUGAGGAAUUCAACAGAAGAGUGUCUGAAGGGUUCCAAGCUACCCCAUUUUGGCAUCAAGGUCACAUUUGCGAUGAUGGCAGGACUGACUAUGCGGAAACUGUGAAAUCCGCUCGGUGGGAGUACAGCACCCGUCCUGUUUACGGCUGGGGUGAUGUUGGGACCAAACAGAAGUCUACUGCAGGCUGGCCUGCGGCUUUUCCUGUAUUUGAGCCUCACUGGCAGAUAUGCAUGGCAGGAGGCCUUUCAACAGGGUGGAUAGAGUGGGGUGAUGAAAGGUUUGAGUUUAGGGAUGCACCUUCUUAUUCAGAGAAGAAUUGGGGUGGAGGCUUCCCUAGAAAAUGGUUUUGGGUCCAGUGUAAUGUAUUUGAAGGGGCAAAGGGAGAAAUUGCUUUGACUGCAGCUGGGGGGUUGAGGCAGUUGCCAGGAUUGACUGAGACCUUUGAGAAUGCUGCACUGGUUUGUGUGCACUACGAUGGAAAAUUAUACGAGUUUGUUCCGUGGAAUGGUGUUGUUAGCUGGGAGAUGUCUCCAUGGGGUUAUUGGUACAUGACUGCUGAGAAUGAAACUCAUAUGGUGGAACUAGAGGCAAGAACAAAUGAAGCGGGUACACCUCUGCGUGCUCCAACCUCAGAAGCUGGUUUAGCUACAGCUUGCAAAGAUAGUUGUUACGGUGAACUGAAGUUGCAGAUAUGGGAACGGAGAUAUGAUGGAAGUAAAGGCAAGGUGAUAAUGGAGGCAAAGAGCUCGAUGGCAGCAGUUGAGAUAGGAGGAGGACCGUGGUUUGGGACAUGGAAAGGAGAUACGAGCAACACACCUGAGCUACUCAAACGGUCUCUUCAGGUCCCUUUGGAUCUUGAAUCCGUCUUUGGUUGGGUACCUUUCUUCAAGCCACCUGGUUUGUAAUUGUAAGUUGAUAGAAAGCCAAGUGACUCAAAAACUGAGUAUGUUGCUAGCUUCCAGUAAUAUCAAUAUGUAUGGUUUAGUUUAUUGGGCCCUUUUUGAGUAAUACAGGCCAGUGUAAAGUCUACUUAAAAAAAAAAAGCCUACGUGUUUAAAUCUAAACCGGGAAUUGGAUUGGUA
Messenger RNA from Brassica rapa (field mustard), 1775 nucleotides. Its product is annotated as tocopherol cyclase, chloroplastic. Lineage: Eukaryota; Viridiplantae; Streptophyta; Magnoliopsida; Brassicales; Brassicaceae. The record is from RefSeq and is a predicted model, not a curated record. Gene Ontology annotation, molecular function: tocopherol cyclase activity.